Passer montanus (Eurasian tree sparrow) is the source of this 3844-nucleotide messenger RNA. It is a transcript of the gene PTK2B, whose product is annotated as protein tyrosine kinase 2 beta. Gene Ontology annotation, molecular function: protein tyrosine kinase activity; ATP binding. The transcript is spliced from 29 exons. Bases 71 to 3142 code for a protein of 1023 amino acids. Lineage: Eukaryota; Metazoa; Chordata; Aves; Passeriformes; Passeridae. Gene Ontology annotation, biological process: signal complex assembly; protein phosphorylation. The record is from RefSeq and is a predicted model, not a curated record. Gene Ontology annotation, cellular component: focal adhesion; cytoskeleton.
UGGAAGGGGAGGGAGGGGAGGGAGCAGCGGUUUCCCGGGAGCCGUUCCCGGAGCGACGGGAGAAGGGAGCAUGGGAUGGCUCAGCCGCCUCCUGAGCCAGCUCUCCUGGAAGGGAUGCUCCUCUCCUAACGCCCCGGGCGUCCCGAGGAUGAGCGCCGUUCCCGAGCCCCUGGCCCGGCCCCGCAGCAGCUCCUCCCGCAGCCUCUCCGGGACCCUGGAGGCCAUGGGGACCCCGGAGGCGGAUCGGGACCAGCGGGAUUGGGAUCACCGGGAGGACUGGGAUCCGGACGAGACGCAGAUCCUCAAGGUUUGCUUCUACAGCAACAGCUUCAACCUGGGCCAGAACUUCAAGCUGGUCAAGUGCUCCAUGGCCACGGAGAUACGGGAGGUGAUCCGCUCCAUCCUGGUGAGCGGGCGGAUCGGGCCGGACAUCCGGCUGUCCCAGUGCUACGGGCUGCGCCUCAAGCACGUCAAAUCCAACGAGAUCCACUGGCUCCACCCGCACCUGACCGUGGGAGAGGUGCACAAGAAGUACGAGCGCCUCCACCUGCAAGCCGAGUGGAGGUACGACCUGCAGAUCCGCUACCUGCCGGAGGAUUUCAUGGAGAGUUUCCAGGAGGACAGGACCACGCUGCUCUACUUCUACCAGCAGCUCCGCAGCGAGUACAUGCAGAGCUACGCCAGCAAGGUCAGCGAGGGCAUGGCGCUGCAGCUGGGCUGCCUCGAGCUCAGGAGGUUCUACAAGGACAUGCCCCAGAACGCGCUGGACAAGAAAUCCAACUUCGAGUUGCUGGAGAAGGAGGUGGGGCUGGACCUGUUCUUCCCCAGCCAGAUGCAGGAGAACCUGAAGCCGCGGCAGCUGCGGAAGAUGAUCCAGCAGACGUUCCAGCAGUACGCGCUGCUGCGGGAGGAGGAGUGCAUCCUGAAAUUCCUGCACACCCUGGCCUCCUUCGCCCCCAUCGACCAGGAGAGCUUCCGCUGCCAGCUCGCUCAAGGAUGGAACAUCACCGUGGACCUGGUCAUCGGCCCCAAGGGCAUCCGCCAGGUGACCAGCAAGGACACCAAGCCCACCUGCCUGGCGGAAUUCCGGGAUAUCAAAUCCAUCCGGUGCUCCGCAGCGGAGGACGGCCAGGCUCUGCUGCAGCUGGGGCUCAGCGGGACGCCCCAGUCGCUGGCCAUCAAGACGCCGUCGCUGGCCGAGGCGGAGAACAUGGCCGACCUCAUCGACGGAUACUGCCGGCUGCAGGGCGGCUCCGAGGCCUCGCUGAUCGCCUUCCCCGGGAAAGAUCGCGAGAAGAGGAUCAGCCUCCCGCAGAUCCCGGCCCCGAAUCUCGGGGAGAGGCAUUCCACGCUUUCCCACAGCGUCAGCGGCGAUUCCGAAAUUUACGCGGAAAUCCUGGAUGAAUCCUCAAGGCCGAGAUCCGGAAUCCAGCACUUCGGAAUCUCCCGGGACGACGUCACGCUGGGCCGGAUCCUCGGCGAAGGGUUCUUCGGAGAGGUCUACGAGGGAAUCUACACCACGCCGAACGGGGAGCGCAUCAACGUGGCCGUGAAGACCUGCAAGAAGGACUGCAGCCCGGAAAACCGGGAGAAAUUCCUGAGCGAAGCCGUGCUGAUGAAGAAGCUGGACCACCCCCACAUCGUGAAGCUCAUCGGCAUCGCCGAGGAGGAGCCCACCUGGAUCAUCAUGGAGCUUUAUCCCUACGGAGAGCUGGGCCAGUACCUGGAGCAGAACCGGCUGGUCCUGGCCGUGCCCACCCUGGUGCUGUACGCGCUGCAGGUCAGCAAGGCCCUGGCCUACCUGGAGGCCAUCAACUGCGUCCACAGGGACAUCGCCGUCAGGAACAUCCUGGUGGCCUCCCCGGAAUGCGUCAAGCUGGGAGACUUCGGCCUCUCCCGCUACAUCGAGGACGAGGAAUACUACAAAGCUUCCGUCACCCGCCUGCCCAUCAAGUGGAUGUCGCCGGAAUCCAUCAACUUCCGGCGCUUCACCACGGCCAGCGACGUCUGGAUGUUCGCCGUGUGCAUGUGGGAGAUCCUGAGCUACGGGAAGCAGCCGUUCUUCUGGCUGGAAAACAAGGACGUGAUCGGAGUCCUGGAAAGGGGGGAUCGGCUUCCCAAGCCCGACCUGUGCCCGCCCGUGCUCUACACGCUCAUGACGCGCUGCUGGGACUACGAUCCCGGGGAGAGGCCCAGAUUCCAGGAGCUGGUCUGCAGCCUGAGUGACAUUUACCUGAUGGAGAAGGAGCUGGCCAAGGAGCAGGAGAAGAACAACCGGCACCGCCCUCCCAAAAUCCUGGAGCCGACGGCAUUCCAGGAGCCGCCUCCCAAGCCCAGCAGGCCCAUGUACAAGCCGCCAUCCCAGAAUAACCUCCUGGCUCCCAAGCUGCAAUUCCAGGUUCCGGAGGGGCUCUGUGCCAGCUCUCCCACCCUCGCCAGUCCCGCCGAGUACCAGACUCCGGCAAAUUCCCGGCGCACUCCGCCUCCCAGCCGGCACAACGUCUUCAAGCGCCACAGCAUGAGGGAUCCCAAGGUGUUCCUGAACAACAACAUUCCCCCGCUUCUCCCGGAGAAGGAGACGGAUUACAUUCCCCUCUCCCAGGUCGCCCCAAGCCCCAUCCCGCCUUCCACCAGGGGAAGACGUCGAUCUUCCCCCGCUUUUCCCGGGAUUUCUGAUCCCAUUGUCGCGGUUUCCCCUCAGUCCAUCCAGCCGGCGCCCACGGCCAACCUGGACCGCACGGACGAUCCGGUCUACGGGAAUGUCAUGGAUCUGGUGCGGGCCGUGCUGCAGCUGAAGAACCAGAUCAGCCAGGUGCCCCCCGAGGGAUACAUCCUGGUGGUCAAGAACAUUGGCCUUUCCCUACGGAAGCUCAUCGGGAGCGUCGACGACAUCCUUCCCAACCUUCCGUCCUCUUCCCGCACCGAGAUCGAGGGCACCCAGAAGCUCCUCAACAAGGACCUGGCCAACCUCAUCAGCAAGAUGCGCCUGGCGCAGCAGAAUUCCGGCACUUCCCUGAGCGCGGAAUUCCAGCGGCAGAUGCUGACGGCCUCCCACGCCCUGGCCGUGGACGCCAAGAACCUUCUGGACGCCGUGGACCAGGCCAAGCUCCAGGCCGAGCUGGUCAAGCCGUGCUCGGAAUGAGGCGGAAAACUCCGGAUCCGGGAGGAGUCGGCUUGGCGCGGCGUCUCCCGUGGUUUUUUCCCGCUCUCCCUCUUCCCGCUCCUCCUGCAGCCGCCUCGUGUCUGUCAGUGUCGCGUCGCUCUUCGGAAGACGGGAGGCAUCCGGUGGGGUUUUCCUUGGAAAAAAAAAAAUGGGGGUUUGGGGUUUUUUUUCCUUGGAAAAAAAGGGGGGUUUUGGUGGGGGGGAGGAUCCGGCGGGAUCCAUCUCGGCGCAUCCAUGGAUCCAUGCUCUGAGCGCGGAUGGCCGCGGGCGGCACGGCGGGACGGGGACCUGGAGCGUGCCGGGAGCCGAGGGCGCACGGAUUUUGGGGGGAGCCGGAAUUCCCGCCGGCGUUUUCCCCUUGGACGUUGUACAGAAGAGUUUAUUUAACGACGGCGAGCGGGAGCCGCUUCCGGAGCCUUCGGAAUUGGGGGAGGGAUGGGCCCCCCCACGGAUGGCGGCCUUGGGAAGGGACACGAACCUGGAGAACGUUGCCUCUCCCAGCUGCGUUAUUCCCAAGUUUUGUGUGAGCGCCGCCGGCAAAACCGCGCGGCUCCGGCGGGGUUUGUGCUUCCGGUUGGGAACCGGGCGAUUCGGGCUUUUCCCCAGCGUUUUCCCCGCAGUUUUCCCAAAUUUUAUUUUUUUUUUUCCCCCCGGCUUGGAUAAACUGUGCGCCAAAUCCUG